AUGGAUAGUAGUGAUGAUCAGGAAAUUGAAGGCGUAGCAAAAUUAGUAUCACCAAUAGCAAAGAAUAAACGCGGGAAAAUUGUUGGUUCACGUGAGAGGUCACUCAUUGUCAAUAUGUACAAGGCAAAUAUUCAGAAAGAUCCUGAUAUGUCAAUGAGGCAAAUGAGGACGAUAAUUUCAAAAGUAUUGGGCAUUGGUGAAUCAACAGUACACAGAACCAUCAAUGAAUACAAGAAAACUAAUGCGGUGAAAUCUCCAAAACGAACCAAAGUAAGAACAAAAAUUACAGAAACAUUCGACGAUUUCGCACGGAAUGCAGUCCGUAGGCACGUUCACAGCAUUUGGUUUCGACGCGAAAUCCCUACGUUAGAUAAAAUACACAAAGCUGUGUCCGAUGAUAAUGAUUUGCCAACAGUAUCGCGUAGUACAAUAUUUAAUUUGUUAAAAGAAUUAAAAUUCCGUUACGUGAAGAGAGGUCGUAAUAGUGCUCUAACUGAAAGAACCGAAUUGAUAGUUUGGCGAAGAAACUAUUUGAGAUCAAUUCGUAAAUUUCGUGAGGAGGGUCGUCAUAUUUAUUACUUAGACGAAACCUGGGUGAAUGCUGGUGACUGCCCAAACUACGAAUGGCGUGAUACAACCAUAACCUCCCACCGUGACGCAUUCCUUAAGGGAAUGUCGACCGGUUCCGUAAAUCCGUCUGGAAAAGGCAAGCGUCUUAUUGUACUGCAUAUAGGUUCCGAAGACGGUUUUGUUGACAAUGGGUUAUUGUGUUUCGAAUCCAAGAAGAACACCCGCGAUUACCACGACGAGAUGAAUGGUCAAACAUUUUGCGAGUGGAUGCAAAAUAUUCUACCUCGGUUAAAAGACAACUGUGUUAUUAUUAUGGAUAAUGCAUCGUAUCACUCUGUUAAAUUGGACAAAGCACCAACAUCGUCUACAAAGAAGGCCGAUAUUAUACAGUGGUUGGAGGAUAAAGGGGAAGUGGUGGACAGGACUAUGGUUAUACGAGAGCUUUUACUCGUCGUAAAACAAAUAAAGCCAUUACAUGAAAAAUUUGUUAUUGACGAAAUCGCCAAAGCACAAAAUAAAACCAUUUUACGCUUACCACCAUACCAUUGUGAACUUAAUCCAAUUGAGCUAGCAUGGUCAUCGGUGAAGCAUCAUGUCAGGAUGGAUGAACAAUACUACGUUCAAACUGCCUGA
This is a messenger RNA of Myzus persicae (green peach aphid), 1203 nucleotides long. RefSeq lists its product as uncharacterized. The transcript has 2 exons. The record is from RefSeq and is a predicted model, not a curated record. Gene Ontology annotation, molecular function: nucleic acid binding. Lineage: Eukaryota; Metazoa; Arthropoda; Insecta; Hemiptera; Aphididae. Bases 1 to 1203 code for a protein of 400 amino acids.